AUGACUCAGGAAGCAUCCUUUUCCAACGACCCACGAUGGAAUUAUGACGUCUUCUUGAGCUUCAGAGGUGAAGACACCAGAAAAAGCUUCACUGAUCACCUCUACAAUGCUCUGGUGCAAAGGGGAAUUCACACCUUCAGAGACGAUGAAAAGCUCAAGAGAGGAGAAGACAUCGCCUCUGAGCUGCACAAAACCAUCGAAGAGUCAAGGAUUUCAAUCAUCGUUUUCUCCAGAAACUAUGCAUCCUCUAGAUGGUGCAUGGAUGAACUCGUGAAGAUCCUGGAGUGCAGGAAAAUGAUGGGGCAGUUGGUUCUGCCUGUUUUCUAUGACGUCCACCCAUCGGAUGUCCGAAAGCAGACGGGAAGUUUUGCGGAAGCAUUUGCCAAACAUGAAGAGCAUUUCAGGGCGGCCGGGACUGAGCGUAAAGUGCAGAAGUGGAAAGAAGCUCUCGUGGAAGCAGCAGAUGUGUCUGGGUGGGAUUUACAAAGCGUUACAAAUGGGCAUCAGUCAAUGCUCAUCCAAGGAAUUGCUGAAGAAGUUUUGACAAAAUUGAGUAAAACAUUACUAGAUGUUGCUGUUUACCCAAUUGGAAUAGAUUCACGCGCGCGUGACAUGUAUACCUUACUAAGUAUUCGACCAGACGAUGUUCGAAUCGUGGGGAUUUGGGGAAUGGGAGGAAUAGGCAAGACAACUAUUGCCAAAGCUAUUUAUAACCAAAUUUUUGGUAGAUUUGAAGGUGGUAGCUUUCUUGCAAAUGUUGCAGAAAAUUUCAAGCAACAUAAUGGUAUAGUUCAAUUACAAGAACAACUUCUCUUGGAUAUCUUAAUGGUAAAAGAUUUAAAGAUUAAAAAUAUUGCUAGUGGAAGUAGUGUGAUUAAGGAAAGACUAUGCUAUAAGAAGGUUCUUCUUGUUCUUGAUCAUGUGGAUCAACCAGAUCAAUUAUAUGCUUUAGCUAGAGAACAUAAUUGGUUUGGUGCAGGAAGUAGAAUUAUUAUUACAACUAGAGAUGUUCAUCUGCUGAAUGUUCUUCAAGUGGAUGAAAUAUAUGAAGCUAAGGAAUUGAGUUAUGAGGAAUCUAUUAAGCUCUUUAGUUGGCAUGCUUUUGGGAAAGACCAUCCAACAGAGGAUUAUAUGGAGCUCUCAAAGCGUGUAGUGAGUUAUGUUGGAGGGCUACCUUUAGCUCUUGAAGUCUUGGGUUCUUUUCUACUUGACAAAAGAAGCAAACCUGAGUGGAUAAGUGUAUUAGAGAAACUAAAAAGAAUCCCUCAUGAUCAAAUUCAGAAGAAACUUAGAAUAAGCUUUGAUGCACUAGAUGAUCAAAUGAGGGACAUAUUCCUUGAUAUUGCAUGCUUCUUUAUAGGAAUGGACAGAGAUCAUGUUAUUAGAAUACUAGAUGGUUGUGGUUUCUUCUCAGAGACGGGAAUCAAUGAUCUCAUCCGCAAAUCUCUUCUAAAAGUAGGUGAAAACAAUGAACUAAGGAUGCAUGAUCAGAUUCGAGACAUGGGAAGAGAAAUUAUUCGUGAAAAAUCGCCCAAGGAGCCUGGAAGUCGUAGCAGACUCUGGUACCAUGAGGAUGUCCACCAUGUAUUGACACAACACAGCGGAACUGAAGCAGUUGAAGGCCUCAUUCUAUCAAAGAUAAUAGAUGAGACUUUGAGUACUAAAGCAUUUGAAAAAAUGCAUAAUCUAAGAUUGCUCCAGCUUAACCAUAUACACCUCAAGGGAAGCUAUGAAUAUUUUCCCAAGAACUUAAGGUGGCUCUGUUGGCAUGGAUUCCCUCUGAGAUAUAUACCUACCAAUAUUCAUCUAGAGAGCCUUGUUAUCCUUGACAUGCAAUAUAGCAAAAUGGAACAAGUUUGGAAGGAAAUCAAGGUUCCUCUGAAAAAUCUGAAACUCCUUAAUCUUAGCCAUUCCAAAUACCUAACCCAAACACCCAACUUCUUAGUAUGCCCUAAUCUAGAGAUACUGAACCUAGAAAAUUGUGAAAACUUAGUUAAGAUCCACCAUUCUAUUGGAAAUCUUAGCAAACUAGCUUUACUAAACCUGAAAAAUUGCAGAAACAUUAGAAAACUUCCAAGCAGCAUCAGUCAACUAACAUCUCUUAAAGAUCUUAUUCUAUUUGGUUGCCCAAAACUGGUUACUUUGCCAUCUAAAUCCCGGCUUUCUUCAGUACGGUCUUGGGCUUUAUUAGGAAGAAAAGAUCACCCUCAUUCUAUUACUCAGCUACCCAUUUCUUUCUCCUACCUAUCUUCCUUAGAAAGAUUGGAUCUCAGUCACUGCAACUUACCAGAAAGCGCAAUUCCUAGCGAUCUGGGGAACUUAUCAUCACUUAAAGUAUUGCAUCUAAGCUAUAACAACUUCAGCAACCUACCAGCCAGCAUGAAUCGUCUCUCUCAACUGAAGGAAAUUUUCCUGGAGAAUUGCCGGAGGCUUCAAUCAAUCCCAGAGCUUCCACCAAGUUUACAACUACUCAACGCAAAUGGGUGUACGUCGCUGGAAACAAUAUCAAACCUCGGAAGCUUAACAUCAUUAACUACACUACGCCUAUGCAAAACCAGUAUCUAUAACCUACCUUCCAUUGCCCAGCUUUCUCAUCUGGGCUACCUCGAGAUAAAGGAAUGUCCAAAGCUUCAAACGCUUCUGGGACUGCCAUCGUAUCUAUUGAGGUUGAACUUAGAAGGUUGCACCUCAAUAGAAAGAUUAAACUUAUCAAAUUUACGCCUCUUAUCAGACUUCUAUGUAACUAAUUGCACCGAGCUGGCGGAGAUUCAGCUCCCCGCCACCCUAGAACACUCGCGAGUCAUUGUCGUGGGAGGCUGCAACAACCUGUCGUUCUCUUCUAGGAACAAUCUACUAAGCCUCUUACAGGGACAACGGCAACAACAACGAUUCGAUGUAUUAUUUCCACAAAAACGGUUUGAUAUCUUUCUCCCUGGGAGUGAGAUUCCUGAAGGGAUUAAGUAUCAAAGUAUGGGUUCUGUGAUAUCGUUUGAGGUGCCUCCUGCUCCAGUCAUGGAUCAACAAAUCAGACUGCAGGGGCUUACUAUAUGCGCUGCUUACGCUACAAAUGAAGAUCCAGACUUAUUUGGGGUGCCUCCAGUAGUUGGUUUCGCUAAUAUUGUUAAUAAAACCAAAGGUCUUGAGUGGAAGCUACUACCACAGUUUAGUUAUGCACCAAGAAUGGCAUCUGGGGCUCACAUCUGGGUGAGCCACAGGUCGGAUACAUGGAUUCAGAGCUGCUUGGAAGUUGGAGACCGAGUGGAGGUUUCGAUAGUAUGUGAAGGAGGAAGACAUAUGACUACCAAGUGCGGAGUUCAUCUAGUAUAUUUUCCAACUGAUGAGGGAGAUGGAUUGGUGACAGUUGAUUCAGUGAGGAACAGCUGCUGCCAGAAGUAUCUAGCCUAA
This is a messenger RNA of Nelumbo nucifera (sacred lotus), 3405 nucleotides long. Lineage: Eukaryota; Viridiplantae; Streptophyta; Magnoliopsida; Proteales; Nelumbonaceae. The record is from RefSeq and is a predicted model, not a curated record.